Messenger RNA from Pterocles gutturalis (yellow-throated sandgrouse), 1391 nucleotides. RefSeq names its product ras-related GTP-binding protein A. Lineage: Eukaryota; Metazoa; Chordata; Aves; Pterocliformes; Pteroclidae. Bases 4 to 945 code for a protein of 313 amino acids. The transcript has 9 exons. Gene Ontology annotation, cellular component: lysosome; nucleus; Gtr1-Gtr2 GTPase complex. Gene Ontology annotation, molecular function: GTPase activity; GTP binding. Gene Ontology annotation, biological process: cellular response to amino acid stimulus; positive regulation of TOR signaling; cellular response to starvation. The record is from RefSeq and is a predicted model, not a curated record.
GUGAUGCCAAGCACAGCCAUGAAGAAAAAGGUGCUGCUGAUGGGUAAAAGUGGGUCUGGGAAGACCAGCAUGAGGUCCAUUAUCUUUGCGAACUACAUCGCCAGGGACACGCGGCGCCUGGGUGCCACAAUUGAUGUGGAGCACUCCCAUGUUAGAUUUCUAGGAAACCUGGUAUUGAACCUCUGGGACUGCGGAGGACAGGACACCUUCAUGGAGAACUACUUCACCAGUCAGCGGGACAACAUCUUCCGCAACGUAGAAGUCCUCAUCUAUGUCUUUGAUGUAGAGAGCCGUGAACUAGAGAAGGACAUGCACUACUAUCAGUCAUGCUUGGAGGCAAUUCUUCAGAACUCUCCUGAUGCAAAAAUCUUUUGUCUAGUGCACAAGAUGGACUUGGUGCAGGAGGAUCAGCGAGAUUUGAUUUUUAAAGAGCGCGAGGAAGACUUGAAGCGCCUUUCCCGUCCCUUGGAAUGUGUUUGUUUUAGAACUUCCAUCUGGGAUGAAACACUUUACAAGGCUUGGUCCAGUAUAGUCUAUCAGCUGAUCCCCAAUGUCCAGCAGCUGGAAAUGAACCUGCGGAACUUUGCUCAGAUCAUCGAGGCAGAUGAAGUGCUUCUGUUUGAGAGAGCCACGUUCCUGGUCAUUUCUCACUAUCAAUGCAAAGAACAGCGGGAUGUCCACAGAUUUGAGAAAAUCAGCAACAUUAUUAAACAAUUCAAGCUAAGUUGCAGUAAGCUGGCAGCUUCUUUCCAGAGCAUGGAGGUCAGGAACUCUAACUUUGCUGCUUUCAUUGACAUCUUUACAUCAAACACAUACGUGAUGGUGGUCAUGUCAGACCCUUCAAUACCUUCUGCGGCUACGCUGAUCAACAUCCGCAAUGCCAGAAAACACUUUGAGAAGCUGGAGAGGGUGGAUGGACCAAAGCACAGCCUGCUCAUGCGCUGAAUGUUGGCCAAGGCACAUGGUCUUUGGGGGGAGAAAAAAUGAAUUGGAACUACUUAUUUUUAGGAGAAUCUAACAAUGUCGGUGUCUUUGUUGGGCUUUGAAAUGAGUGUGCUGCUUUAUUUUUUCUCCUUUUAACGUUGGACACUAGUCACUCGGAGGAUGUCUGGAUACGCUGUGGACCUUCAAAAGAGACUUCCCUGGUGUACGUGGUGUUGGGAAGAAGUAAGGACAGGUGAUGGGCACGUGGUCUCGUACUCUGGUUGUCACUGCGGCACGUGGCAGAGCCAUUUCGGAUGUUUUGCUCCUGAGUGAUCAUAUAAGUCACAGGAAUGGAAUAUUUACUGUUUUAUUGGUUGGUCGCUAGAAUAUGUUUAUAAAUUUCUCCUUGUCUUCAGUCAUGAAAAUAAAUUUUUGCUACCAGGGAUUUCAGACCCUAGAGCUUUGGA